AUGGUGACCGAAUUAAUUGAGGCUGUACAUCAGGAAACCGUAACUUGGAACUACAACUGCCGGGAAUACAAAAAUAGAGGCAGCCGAUCUGAUGGUUUUCAGGCCAUUUGCGACAAAUGUGAUAACACCGUUAAGCUCUCUUCCACUGAAUUUCACAUUGAAGGAGUUGGAUCGGUGAAUCAUGUUGCAAGACACAAGGUAGAUGCAAGGCUCAAGAUGGGUGUACAGGGCAGUGGAAAUUUAGUGUCAGUCUCUUGUUUAGUUGUCAAGCGCAUUGUAGGGAAUCAACCCAGUUGUGGUAUUGACAAAGGUUCCGUUCCAAUUCCCGAUUCCAUUGUGCUAGCUGAUCCUGAGUGGCACAGGAGCCAACCCAUUGACAUGCUCAUUGGCGGCGAAUACUUUUGGAGUUUUCUAAAGGACAAAACCAUGGUUCUUGACAACAAUGCUCCCCUUCUCAAGGAAAGUGUAUUUGGGUGGUUGAUCGUGGGACCGUGUACGAGAGGUAUAGCUUUGAGUGUCACAUCUAACGGUCAUUGUGGUUUUGCCGCGUUAUCCAGACUAGAUGCAACUCUUCGGAAAUUUUGGGAAAUCGAAGAAAGAUGCAGCCCUCAGGACAGUCACAAAGAACAUGAUGAGGUGGAAAAUUUGUACCAUAUGUCAACUACUCGAUCAGAGGAAGGUCGGUACAUGGUGAAACUGCCAGUCAAUGAGAAAAUUGGAGAGUUGGGGAACAAUCGGAGUUCAGCCACACAGCAGUUGUUAAAUUUGGAGAGGCGACUGGAGCGCAAUCAGGACCUCAAGUUUCAAUACUCCAGGGUUUUUCAUGAGUACCUUGACUUGAACAUCAUCGAGGAGGUGCCCCCUAGUGCGAUUGACAGUCCAUCUUACUACCUUCCACAUCAUGGGGUAGUUAAGGAGCACUCCACAAGCACAAAACUCCGAAUUGUUUUCAACGCCAGCGCGAGAUCACAGACUGGACUUAGCCUCAAUCAGUGUUUGAUGGUUGGGCCAGUCGUGCAGCCCUCACUUGUCGAAGUAUUGUGGAGGUUUCGCAGGCACAAAUAA
Messenger RNA from Phlebotomus papatasi, 1065 nucleotides. RefSeq lists its product as uncharacterized. The transcript is spliced from 2 exons. Bases 1 to 1065 code for a protein of 354 amino acids. NCBI's taxonomy places the organism in Eukaryota, Metazoa, Arthropoda, Insecta, Diptera, Psychodidae. The record is from RefSeq and is a predicted model, not a curated record.